GCUAGCUAGCUUCCCACACAGCAACAUUCAAUUCUACCAAGAACUCAAACAUAUAUACAUACAAAAAUGGGAGUUUUUUACUUCAUCGUUGCCUUAUUGGCUUUAGCAUCCUCUGUUGGUUUUGCCUAUGAUCCCAGCCCAUUGCAAGACUUUUGUGUUGCAAUCAAUGAUACUAAAACUGGUGUGUUUGUGAAUGGAAAAUUUUGCAAAGAUCCUAAGCUUGCAAAUGCGGAUGAUUUCUUCUUUCAAGGAUUGGGACCUGGGAAUACUUCAAAUCCACUCGGAUCAAAAGUGACUCCAGUGACGGUUAAUGAAAUAUUAGGACUCAACACACUUGGUAUAUCUUUGGCUCGCGUCGAUUUUGCACCAAAAGGUCUAAAUCCUCCUCACACCCACCCAAGAGGCACCGAGAUUCUUGUAGUUUUGGAAGGCACACUUUACGUUGGAUUUGUUUCCUCAAAUCAAGACAAUAACCGUCUCUUCACCAAAGUAUUGAACAAAGGUGAUGUAUUUGUGUUUCCAAUCGGUCUCAUUCACUUCCAAUUGAACGUUGGUUAUGGGGAGGCUAUUGCCAUUGCUGGUCUUAGUAGCCAAAACCCUGGAGUGAUUACCAUUGCAAAUGCUGUGUUUGGAUCUAAACCACCAAUUUCUUUGGAAGUUCUCACCAAAGCCUUUCAAGUGGAUAAAAAUGUAAUCGACUAUCUUCAAAAGCAAUUCUGGUACAACAAUAGUUAAUUGUGCUUGAACGUUGAACACGUGAUUUCCUUAAGUUUGCCUCAUGUUGAGUUGAGUCUAAGAAAAUUUGACUAAUAUAGCAAAUAAAUGCAUGAGGAUAUGCAGUAUGGUUGUUUUCUUUUGUAACCUUUGUUUUGUGUGUACUUUUAACUUGUUUGAUUUAUCAUGCAAGUAUAAUAAAUAGUAUUUUGUUUCUGCUUUGGUACUUCA
Medicago truncatula (barrel medic) is the source of this 945-nucleotide messenger RNA. Its product is annotated as germin-like protein subfamily 1 member 16. The record is from RefSeq and is a predicted model, not a curated record. The transcript is spliced from 2 exons. Bases 67 to 735 code for a protein of 222 amino acids. Gene Ontology annotation, molecular function: manganese ion binding. Lineage: Eukaryota; Viridiplantae; Streptophyta; Magnoliopsida; Fabales; Fabaceae.